ACUUAUUCUCUCUCCGUGUCUCUCUCGUGCAUUGGCUGUCUGUCUGACAUCUUGACUUCAGUGAGUGGACUGACUGCUAAUGGUUGGCAUUUCCCCAUCACAGAGGAGAGGACGUGUACUGGGUUGAAAACCAUCAGUCUGUCGGUUGUCUUCUCUCAUCAGAGUGCUUCUAACCGGAGUGGGCACAGCUCUCUUCCUGUCGUCAUGUGGGACUCUGGUCUGGCAGUAACUCAAAGGUUCUGAAGCCUCCCCUCAGGCUGUCUGAAUGGACAUCUCCUGUGCCUGAGGGUUACUGAAGGAGACAGAAGUUCUUGACCCACUUUGGAGAACCAUUGUCGACAACAAGCUGAGUCCCACAACUGACAGAACUUGGCUUUUCUCCAAUUCGAGCCAAACAACACCUUUUAGUGCAAUAAUUCAAAAGAAGACUUUGUAUUAGUCCAUCAGAGAGCUGAGAAGGGCCUGGCUCGGGCACAUUGAACGUCACGAUGAAGUGCAAAUGCUCUCCCGCGAAUCACAACCUGUGCCGUGGCAGAUAGUCAGCCAGUUUGAAACCAUGCAGAACAAUAACCAUGGAAAAUGUUGAUGCAAUUUACUGGACAGCGGCAUUAACAUGAGGAACUACUCCAGUUUGGACCUGAACAAAGAUAGAGAAACAGAUGGAUAAAACAAACUUCAACUUGACUUGCGUGACCAUCUCUAAUAGCCCUAUCAGUGACUUCCUGAUGGGCAUCUACAUCCUGGCCUUUAUCCUGGGCUUGGCCUUUAACCUAUUGACCCUUGGCCCCAUCGUCCAGCAGGUCCGCAGCCAGAACACCCUGGGGGUAUUCCUGCUCAACCUGUCCCUGUCUGACCUACUCUAUAUCUUUACCAUGCCUCUCUGGAUCAACUACUACCACCGGGACCACCACUGGAGCCUGGGCAGCCUCUCCUGCAGCGUGGCCGGCUUCUUCUACUACUCCAACAUGUACCUUAGCAUCUACCUGCUGUGCUGCAUCUCUGUGGACCGCUGCCUGGCCGUCACCUACCCCCUGAGGACCAAAGCCUUCCGCAGCGUGCGCUACGCCUGGGUGCUUUGUCUGGUCGUGUGCGUGACUGUCAUGUCCGGACACGGCCUGGUGCUGUUCAAGGACAACCUGCAGGACGCCCACGAUGACACGCAGGACCGCUGCUACGAGACCUACCCCAUGCCGCAGCCCGUGGCCCUGUUCAACCUGCUGCGGGUGGGCAUCGGCUUCCUGCUGCCCCUGCUGGUGCUGGGGCUGUGUUACUGGAGGAUCAUGGGCCAGGUGAAGCAGAGUGAGGGGCUGGGGGAGCAGGCUAAGAGGAAGAUACGGCUGCUGUCCUUCGGGGUGAUCGGGAUUUUCUCUGUGUGCUUCGCCCCCUACCACCUCCUCCUGCUGACCCGCUCCCUGGCCUACUACCACAUGGACGAAAAGAUGUACUGUCAGUUUGAGCAGAAAAUGCACUUCCCUUUCUCGUGCACGCUGGCCCUGUCCAGCCUGAACAGUGUGGUGGACCCAGUGCUGUAUGUGCUGGUCAGUAACGGGGUGAGGGAGGACAUGAGACUGUGCUUCUGUGGGAACAGACAGGGUCAGAGGGAGAGAGAAAGUCCCCUCUCCACUGAACCAUGGAACACACAUAUGAUCUGAUUACAUACUGAUUACAUACUGUGUGUUUGUGUGGAGGGUUGGGUAGGUUACUUUCUAAAUGUAAUCCAUUAGUUACUAGUUGCCUGUCCAAAAUUGUAAUUAGUAAUGUAACUUUUGGAUUACCCAAACUCACUCUCAGUUACUUUUGGAUUGCCUUCCCUUUUAAGAGGCAUUAGAAGAAGACAAAGGAUCCAUUCAAAGCAUUUGGUAUGUCAUCAUAGUGGUCUCUGACUCACCCAGGUGGAACAAACUGAUGCUUUUUCCAAUGCUGAAUUGAAUGUCAUUGAGAAAACAGAAUGUUGUCAUAAGGUGUCUGAAUUUAAAAGUAGUCUAAGUAAUCAUGUUGUCGGUAAUCUGGCUAGAAUAUCUUUGCUGGUAACGUAAGUGAAUACAGUUACAGUUUUAUUGUAAUCAAAUGACGUGUAACUGUGAGCGUGUGUGUUGUAUUUACGCCCUUCGUCUAUUGCAGUAAAUCCCUUCCGUGCACAUUGUAAAAAGGACGGCAUGUUUGUUCUGUGUGACUUCAAUAACAUGUUCUUUCAUAUCAACCCACUUUCAUAGUCAAUCAGGUUGUCUUUUUAAAAUGUUCAAAGAAAAGCCUUUGUGAAGCUUUUCUUAACAUUCCGCUUGGUGAUGAGGAUGGGUAUUGUGUUUCUGAAUUGGAGCUUUCUAUUAAUGCCUGUCCUCAUUGGUAAGGAAAAUCCUUUCAAAGGCUGUCUGUUCUGGCUUUAUGUUAUAGGAUUGCUCCGCUUGAAGGGCCCUCGACUCUCUUCAGGCCUGCCACGGGUUUUUAUUGACAUGUGCUUGGUUUACAAAUGAACCUUCUUGUUCUAAUUUGCCUGUUUGUGGACUGACAUGAAUCAGAAGAACAUUUGUCAAGUAUAUAUAUACUGUAUAUCCCAAACUAAAUCUACGUCAUAAACAAUACUGGCGUUGAAAUCAAAGAACAUACAGUACUGGACAUUGAAGACAUGUCGUACAAAUGUUCACCCAAUAAACAUAAAAGGAAGCUA
Messenger RNA from Oncorhynchus tshawytscha (Chinook salmon), 2665 nucleotides. RefSeq names its product G-protein coupled receptor 4. The record is from RefSeq and is a predicted model, not a curated record. The coding region runs from base 660 to 1652 and encodes 330 amino acids. Gene Ontology annotation, molecular function: G protein-coupled receptor activity. Lineage: Eukaryota; Metazoa; Chordata; Actinopteri; Salmoniformes; Salmonidae. Gene Ontology annotation, cellular component: membrane. Gene Ontology annotation, biological process: negative regulation of G2/M transition of mitotic cell cycle; G protein-coupled receptor signaling pathway; G1/S transition of mitotic cell cycle. The transcript has 4 exons.